Ilex paraguariensis (yerba mate) is the source of this 978-nucleotide messenger RNA. NCBI's taxonomy places the organism in Eukaryota, Viridiplantae, Streptophyta, Magnoliopsida, Aquifoliales, Aquifoliaceae. The record is from the annotation of a GenBank genome assembly.
CUCAUUCUUAUCCUCUCUCUGUCCACAACGCACAUACACACGCAGCUACGCCAUGGCCGAAGCAGUAACCGAAGUCCCCCAAACCAUCACAGAGCCAAAGACAGACAACCCAGCUACUCAAGACAUGGAACUCGAGACCCUUAGCCCAUCCGACUCACCCCAAGCAGACUCAGAACCGGCCGUGAAUGGCGAGUCGAACUCAAUGCGAGAGAGAGAGGAAGAAGGAGAAGAAGAAGAGAAUAAUGGUGAAUCGAAGAAGCAGAAGAUCGAGAAGUCCGUGGAAGAGCAAAGGCUCGAGAGCUUGGAAGGUAGCGAAGGUGUUGAUGGAGAGGAAAAAGGGUCGGAUCUUGUCAGCGUGGGUCCGAAGAGAUUCGGAUCUUCCGUGGAGAUGUUUGAUUAUUUCUACAAGUUUCUCCAUUACUGGUCUCCCAAUCUCAAUGUGAACAAGUAUGAGUACACGGUGUUGCUGGAGUUGAUCAAGAAGGGUCAUCUGGAAGCUGACAAAAAGAUUGGUGAAGGGAUUCAUGCCUUCCAAGUCAGAUACCAUCCUCAAUUUAAAAGUCGCUGCUUCUUUCUCAUAAGGAAUGAUAAAUCUGUUGAUGAUUUUAGCUUUCGAAAGUGUGUUGAACACAUACUUCCCUUGCCAGAAAAUAUGCAACUAAAAGCCGAUGUCAAUAAGGUAUUAGGUGGGCGUAGAGGUGGAGGUGGGUGUGGACGGGGAAGAGGAGGAAAGUGGAGAAACUAAGGCAUUGGUAUUUGUUUACCUGCAGUGGAGUUGUAUUUAGAAUUGCAACAUUUAUAUUGAAGAAGCAUCUGUACCUUGUUUUUUUGUUAAUUUGUUUUGGAUUCUACGUAUUUAGCCAAGCUGUUCUGCCAUUCAAAUUUGGACUAUUACUGGUUGGUGGUUCAUGUUGGUAAUUAAAUGAAGUUUUCAUGUACGUUCAAACCAUCAGCUAUUUUUAUGAUCUGAUCAAAAAA